UUUGAGCCACUGCAUCCCCUAGCGGCGCCCUGGUGGCUGCAGCCGCUGGACCGAAAACGCUGCCCGGGCGAGGAGGGGUCAGGCGGGAAAAGAAGACUCCAAAUCCACUCUCUCUUCGCCCCGGGGCGAUGCUGCGAGCAGAGGGAGUGGGUGCUCCCGCAGGCUAUCCCAGGGACGGGGCAGAGAGCUUAACUGGGGGUUUUAUUUGAAUUGGAGACAUAGUUCCCUCUUCGCUCCUCUACCCCAUAAAAUUCUCUACAAAUGCAAAAAUUCGAGAUAGAAGAAGACGUCCCUGAAAGUAAGUUCUGAAGGAUUCCUUUCACGCGGUGAAGGAAAAACAUCAAUAUGCAGCUUCAACUUGGUGUGUGGGGGUUGUCGUGUUUUAAGACACGAUCCCUGUAGAAAUAUUAGUAAAACGUAUUGGAAGCAGUAAGUGGAAACGUGGGUCUUCCUGGUCUUGCGUUUGGAUCUUCUUUGGAGUCACCUUCUUAAAUCUGAUGUUUGUUUGAAAUCAGAGCUGAAUUUCCAUGUACAGGACAAAAAGAAAGAACCCCAAUUGUUUUCAAAGAAAGCUCUCCCCCCACGUUUCUCCUGAGCCCACUUGGCCUCCCGUUAUUAGGAGGCCCAGUUAAGAGGCAUCGAUUUUCCUUUCGCUCUCUCACCGCUCGUCUCUCCUGGGCCAGCCAAGCUGCCCGCAUCUUCUGCUCACAGCGCUCUCUAAACCUUUUAAUUAUUUAGUUGCUGUCUAAUAUUCUCCGGAAACCUCUCCAUAAACAAGGAGAAAUGAACGCACACACGUUUUUGCUAAGAAGUCCGGGAUUCAGAUUAAGCACCGAAGCCGAAAGAAAAAAUGAAAAAUGCUUCCCCGCGCGUCAGUCGGGCGAUGGAUGCGCCACGCAGCGUGAGCCCGGCUCACAGCCACGCUUAAGACUAAGCGCCACCCUGGGUCCCGCGCGCCUAAACCUCGGAGCCCGACAAAGAGCCGAAGAGAGCAGUCCCCGCGACAGAAACGCUGCGGACGCCAGGUCUUGAAAAUGCUAACUUCUGAGGCUAAGAAUGAUUUUAAAGACAAAAAGAAAAGGCUGGAGCAGCCGGCGGAGCUGGGCAGGAAAGCGAGGAGGCAACUCGGGAGGAUGCCGCCGCCGCCGCCGCUGCAGGGCCCGGGGUUCCUGUAAGGGCACAAGGCCUCCCUCACCAGGGUAAGGGGCUGGUGAUCAACCUGGACGCCUGGGACCCUGGGAGCAAGCAUCCCAGAGCCAAGCAGGCAAUGGCGCGUCCACCGCCUGGAGAGGAGCCUGGGCCCGGGGCGGCGGCAGCCGGUUUGGCCUAUCUGAACCCCCAGGCCUGGGAGCGGCUGCUUUAGGCGUCAAGUUGAGUGGGGUAUGUGUGUCCUCUGGGGGAAAAGGUGAGAAAUGGAGUCAGACUUUCUCCCCUCGGCAGGGGCUAAGCUGGGACCCUCACACACCCCCAAACACAUGCCCAAGACCAAGUCCCUCCCACCCGUCCUCCCUGGGCAAAGAGACCCUGUCCCGGUGGAAGUGGAGAAACGCACUCCGGUACAAAAAGCAGAGGCCGUCGCGCAGAGAGAAGGCGCAGCUUUCCCAGGCCCAGCCCUAGGGUUAGAGACCCAGGGCGCGGAGAUGCUCGCGGCCGGCGCCACCCACCCGAGCCAGGCGAUCGGCGCGUCCAGGCGAGCUCCGCGGGGCCGAGGUGCCGGGAGAAGCGGCCCCGGGUGCCCGCGCGCUGCCCGCCCAGGGCAAGCAGCAAAGCCGAGCCCCUGGGUUGAAGUCCUGAAGUUACUAAUCCCGCGCAUGGGGAGAGAGCGUGCCUCGGGCCGCCGGGGGCGGUCAUUUGAGCCUGUUUACUUAAAGACUUUGCAAGAAGAGAGCGCGCGAAAUAGUCGGAUUUCCAGCGAGGCAGCAAAUAUUUGCAGGCGGGGAGAGAGAAGCGGAGCAAGCCGAGCCGCCGAGUCCCUCCCGCCGGAGCCCCGGCGCCGGCCUGGGCGGACCCGGCCGCGCAGUUAAAGACAGAAGAGGAGCCGGGAAUCUGUGGGGCUGGGGGGUGGAGAGCGACACCAAAGGCCAGAAACUGGAGCCGGGCCCCAGGACCCGGCGAGCGGGGACUGGGGGAGGAGAAGUCCCUUCCCAUUCCAGCUCGAUCAAUCUUGCUGGGCUGCGAUCGGUCAAUAAAAUCGGUGUGAAGCGGC
Saimiri boliviensis boliviensis (Bolivian squirrel monkey) is the source of this 2206-nucleotide messenger RNA. The record is from RefSeq and is a predicted model, not a curated record. Lineage: Eukaryota; Metazoa; Chordata; Mammalia; Primates; Cebidae.